UCGCUUCCAUUAGAGAGAGAGAGAGAGAGAAGAUAUUUGAAUGUGGAAUUUGAUUUUGUAUGUAUAAAUAUUCAGCUGCUGUCUGGUUGUGUUAGAAAAACAAAAAAAAAGUUCAAAAAUUUGAAGUGGGUCGAGUUUGAAAUCGAGCUAGCUGCUUCGAGGUUGAAGAUUCUCUUUCUGUUCUCCACUGUCUGCUUCUGUUUUUUUAAAUUGGGUUUCGACCGUUUCUUCCUGUUACUGUAACUGCAAGCAGAUUUUUUUUUCUGGGAUUUCUGGGUAGUUUCUGAAACUGCCACUUGAAAGUGAGUGAGAGAGAGAGAGAGAGAGAGAGAGAGAGAGAUCCAGCUGCUGUUUGAUUGCUGAUUUCGGCACCAUUGCUGAGUUGGGUUUUGUUAUUUAGAGAGAGAGAGAGAGAGAGGUUUGACGGUCAAUUUGAUCUGGGUUCUGCUGAAGUUGAUCACAGAGAAACAGAUUGUGCAAGCUAUAGUGGGUUGCUUUCUGAGCCUCUGGAUUUUAAGCAAAGUCAAAUCAGCUUGAGUUGCGUGAGCUCUGGUAUCCAGUUUUAUCAUUACGCUUAUUGAAUCAUGGUAGAAGAAGGCGGCAAUGAGGUUCCGAUUGACACACGAUCAGUGGAAGAAUGGUUGUCACAUGCUAGGGUGCUUGUUCCAUUGGCACUGAACAAGGCAAGAGAGGUUAAGGGGUUUCCGGGUCGAUGGAAGACGAUCAUUUCAAAGUUGGAGCAAAUCCCUUCGCGUUUAUCGGACUUGUCUGGUCAUCCGUGCUUCUCCAAGAAUGCUCUUUGUAAGGAGCAAUUGCAGUCGGUAUCCAAGACGGUUAAGGAAGUUAUUGAAUUGGCGGAGUUUUGUGUGGGGGAGAAACAUGAAGGAAAACUUCGGAUGCAGAGCAAUCUGGAUGCACUGUCUGGGAAACUGGAUUUAAAUUUGCGGGAUUGCGGGCUUUUGAUCAGGACCGGGGUGCUUGGUGAGGCUACUUUGCCUUUAGCUAUGACCGGUUCUUCAAAUGGGCCUGAGGCUGCUUCUAAUGGUAACAUAAGGGAGCUGCUUGCACGGCUUCAGAUUGGUCACUUAGACGCGAAACAUAGUGCUCUUGACAGUCUUGUUGAGGUCAUGAAAGAGGAUGAGAAGAAUGUGCUGUCAGUUAUGAGUCGCAGCAACAUUGCUGCUUUAGUCCAGCUGCUCACUGCAACAUCUCCUCGUAUCCGAGAAAAGACUGUAACUGUAAUUUGCUCACUUGCAGAAUCCGGAAGUUGUGAAAAUUGGCUUGUUUCUGAAGGGGUUUUGCCACCUCUAAUCAGGCUUGUUGAGUCUGGUAGUGCAGUUGGUAAAGAGAAGGCUACAAUUUCGCUUCAGAGGUUGUCAAUGUCCGCUGAAGCAGCACGCGCAAUUGUUGGGCAUGGCGGGGUUCGUCCACUGGUUGAGAUCUGCCAAACUGGUGAUUCUGUUUCUCAGGCUGCUUCAGCUAGCACUUUGAAGAACAUAUCUGCUGUCCCGGAGGUUCGACAAGCUCUAGCUGAGGAAGGCAUUGUAAAAGUUAUGAUCAAUCUGCUUGAUUGUGGUAUUUUAUUGGGUGCAAAAGAAUAUGCAGCAGAGUGCUUGCAGAAUCUCACUGCAAGCAAUGACAAUCUCAGAAGGUCUGUAAUAUCGGAAGGUGGAAUUCGGAGCCUAUUGGCUUAUCUCGCUGGAUCAUUGCCACAAGAGUCUGCAGUUGGGGCAUUGAGGAAUUUGGUUGGCUCGGUUUCUAUGGAAGUUUUGGUUUCUCUUGGUUUCCUUCCAUGCAUUGUUCAUGUGCUUAAAACCGGUUCACUAGGCGCACAGCAAGCUGCUGCAUCUGCAAUUUGCAAGGUUUGCAGCUCUACAGAGAUGAAAAAACUGAUUGGUGAAGCGGGGUGCCUUCCUCUCCUUGUCAAGAUGCUCGAGGCUAAAUCAAACAGCGCGAGAGAGGUUGCAGCACAGGCAGUUUCGAGCCUGAUGACCCUUUCCCACAAUUGCAAAGAAGUGAAAACGGAUGACAAAAGUGUUCCAAAUCUAGUCCAACUACUUGACCCUAGUCCUCAAAACACGGCGAAAAAAAACGCAGUUUGUUGCCUCGGAUUACUGUGUUCAAGUAAGAAAUGCAAGAAGCUGAUGGUCUCGUAUGGAGCAAUCGGGUACCUCAAGAAGCUUACAGAGAUGGACAUCCCCGGAGCGAAGAAGCUACUCGAACGGCUGGAAAGAGGGAAGUUAAGAAGUUUCUUCACCAGAAAAUAGAGGAAGAAAUGCAAGUGUGCUUUUUGUAAGUUCUGUGAAGCUUCUGAUGUAGUCGCUGUUUCAUGGUCUAUAUGAAACGUAGUUUGUCAUUUGAACUUGGCAAGCCUGGUGUAAUCUAUGUUAUGUAUGUCCUAUUAUUUAUAAGUUUAUUAAAAUAUAAAAUCUCUGUAAUUCAGUA
This is a messenger RNA of Malus domestica (apple), 2445 nucleotides long. Its product is annotated as U-box domain-containing protein 3. Gene Ontology annotation, molecular function: protein binding. The record is from RefSeq and is a predicted model, not a curated record. Lineage: Eukaryota; Viridiplantae; Streptophyta; Magnoliopsida; Rosales; Rosaceae.